CCAUCACUUCGCCUGGUCGACAGACUGGAAGCACCAUCUCACGCUCCGGGAAUGGGAUCUUCACUGGGUUCAAAGAAAAACUUCCAAUUCUUCCGAGUUUACGCUCUGCAGAAGCUACUUUUCAAGCUACAGGGAUAGCAAGUUGUGGCCGCAGGGGCAGGGUGAGCGCAGCAGAGAGCCGCCGGCCAAUGAUCUCCAAGACGCAGCAGAAUUUGUCUGAUUGUCAGGGAGCUCCAGACGACAGGAGUCAGCACAGUGUCAUAGACUUGGCUCUGUUUAACUUGGUUAUUCAGAUAUCCGUGCGUGCCAGAGUAAUUUCAACCGAAACGUGAGCGAAACCGGCGUGCGUAAAGUUGGAGCUAUUACGCACCGAUCAAAGUUAGUUCUAGGGGGCGGCGAAUGCAAGAAAGUGUAAAAGACCACAGAUUUGUUCACUUUUAAAGCCUGUGAGAAUACUAGCAGUCAUGGCGAAGUGGUUCAGAGACUUCCCCAUCAACCUGAAGAACGGGACUGAAAGGGUUCGCUCGGCCUCCGAAUCUGGUCCGCAAACUCGACCCAAACCCUCGUUCUCCCGAGACAGCUUGAAAGGGAAUCAGCGUAAAGAUGGAGGAGUUGGGGGUCUGUUGGCAGGUAGAAACAGGAAAAAUUCGGCUACAGAAUUGGGUCGCAGCAACGCAGGUUCAGGUGGGACUAUGUGGGACAGUCUAGCGCCAGGAAAAGGUCGCAAGAACUCCAAGAUCGAGGCUCCAGACGAGAACCGGCAGGUCAGGACCUCCAGUCUGGCGCAGGCGUACAUCAGCAGGAUGAUCAAAGUGGACAAACAGGACAAGACCCCCAAACUCAACGGGAUAAGUGAGCAGAAGCAGCCAGAGAACGAGAAGGGGAAGUCAGACAUUAAAACGACGCUGAUAAUCCUGGAGGACUAUGCAGAUCCUUUUGAUGCAGAGAAAACCAAGGAGCAGAGGGAGGCUGAGAGGGCCGGGAUGAAUGACGGGUACAUGGAGCCUUAUGACGCCCAGGUCAUCAUCACAGAGGUUCGCCGACGAGGCUCCAAAGACCUCCUGAAGGUGUGUGUCCUGCUGGACCGAGGACAGAGAGGAGGGAAGGCCGAGGAGGGGACGCCACCGCCGCCCCCCAACAUCUACGACACGCCCUACGAAGGCGGCCUGCAGGGCGACGGCGACGGGGUGUGGAUCCCCGUCACACGACCGGAGUCCGACGUCCGGCCGGCCGGGGAGUACGAGCUGCCCUGGGAGUGGAGGAAGGAGGACAUCGUGAGAGCGCUGUCAGCUCAGUUCGAGGAUUGUUCUCCCAGUAAGGAGAACGGCUCCACGUCCGGCCGCCAGCAGCAGCAGCAGCAGCAGCAGCAGCAGCAGCAGCAGCAACAACAGCAACAACAACAAACCCUGAGGCAGAAGAACUGGAACCACAAAACCCUUGUGUCUUCCUCUCCUUCCUCCUCCUCCUCUUCAUCCUCUUUCCCAUCCUCUCCGAUUCUUAAACUCUCCCCUCUCACGCCGUCGCCUCCUUCCUUCCCCACCCUGAAGCUCUCGCCCUCCUCCAGCCCAAACAAACUCUCCCCUCCAUCCCCCACCUCCCCCGCUGCCCCGCUGGAUGGGGAGACGGCCAAAGUGGACCCGGGGCUGCCGCUGGAGAAGCAAAGCUGGUACCACGGCAGCGUGAGUCGGCAGCAGGCCGAGGCUCAGCUGCAGCGCUGCAGGGAAGCCAGCUUCUUGGUGCGAGACAGCGAAUCAGGAACCAGCAAGUACUCCAUCGCUCUCAAGACCAGCCAGAGCUGCGUGCACAUCAUCGUGGCCCAGACUAAGAGCAGUAAGGGCUUGGUCUACACGCUGGACCAGAGCAGCUGCGUCUUCUCCAGCAUCCCUGAGCUGGUCUAUCACUACUGCGCUCACAGACUCCCCUUCACUGGGGCCGAGCACAUGACCCUGCAGCAUCCCGUGUGCCGGCCACAGCGAACAUGAAGGCCGCCGCUGACACACAGCUGAGACGUGCAUGACACAGAUGCGCACACAUGAACUCCUUAACACAUGUAUGUACUCAGAGACACGCCGCUCUGUGGCGUCUCGUGUUCCGCAUUAACCCUCUGAACCCCAAACACCUGCCUGUGGGGUUGAAAGGAUUGUUAUAACUUUAAAAAUUUGCCAAAACGACAUCAUUUAGCAGAGCUAGAAACUGUAAAAGCUGAGAAAAUGUUUGUAUUUUUCACCUUCUGACUGCCUUUGAGCCAAUCGUGUGAGAUGUGCAGUGAAGUUGGCAAAAAUAACCAAAUAUAAGCUUAAGAUUGCGAUAUUUAAUCAACACACAUUUAAAAGUUCACCAGAUA
This is a messenger RNA of Stegastes partitus (bicolor damselfish), 2344 nucleotides long. It is a transcript of the gene she, whose product is annotated as Src homology 2 domain containing E. The record is from RefSeq and is a predicted model, not a curated record. Gene Ontology annotation, molecular function: phosphotyrosine residue binding. NCBI's taxonomy places the organism in Eukaryota, Metazoa, Chordata, Actinopteri, Pomacentridae. The transcript has 6 exons. The coding region runs from base 465 to 1982 and encodes 505 amino acids.